AUGAUUACGGCGCUAUCUCAACAGUUCACGCGUCUCCUAAGACGGACCUCCUCAAGCCUCCAGGAGAAUCUACAGCGUUUCCGUUCAGAUCUAUUUUCCGAACUUGAUUGGGACCUUAAAACGGACAUUAAUAAGGGACAGGCGAACAAUUUUGCUUCCAGGGAUACACUUAAUGAUGAUUACGACAGCAGGGAUGACGGCGAUUCUGAAGGUGAGGAAGAUGAAGACAGCGAGGGGGAGGAGGUUGAGCAGCCUAAGACCUCCAACUGUUGUCUUUUCUGUUCCUUCUUUGAAUGCAUUGCCUUCCACCGGAUGCCAGUUGAACCGUUUGAUGCAGUUUACUAUCGCCUACAGGGCUGCAUUGAACAGUGUCCCACCGGGUGUCCAACUUGCAUUCCAAGGCGGAAUGAGGAAGAGUGGCGCUUUCCCCAACUCUUUGGGCAGAGAUAUGCCAUGUGUUACUGUUGCACCCGGCCUGGUGGUAUCAUACUCACUAAGUACCUCGACUGCAUCCUUUGCCCCUUAUGUGUUGUCUGGGACACAGUAAAGGGUGCUGAUUAUGGAUACCGCAGAUUUCGAGUGCAGGCCAGAAUCCACAGGCACUAUGAGAGUGAAUCCGUUCCAAAUACAUGGUGGGUAUGA
Molecule: messenger RNA, 642 nt
Organism: Spirometra erinaceieuropaei
Lineage: Eukaryota; Metazoa; Platyhelminthes; Cestoda; Diphyllobothriidea; Diphyllobothriidae
Source: the annotation of a GenBank genome assembly